AUGCAAUUGUCAAGUAUUUUAUUAUCGAUUGUUUCUCUUACAAUCUUGACUAAUCCUAGUGAUGCCAGAAAGAUAACUUAUAGUAAAAGAUCAAGUUCAAGUCCUGCAAGUGCUCAAGUACUUGCUUUUAAUAAUCUUGGAUUCACUGGUUCUUUUAAUGAAGUUAGCAAUUUAGAUGAUAUUUAUUCAGAUACAUGUUCUUGUGCAAUCAAUCCAGCUCCAGUGAAUUUCACUGGUCCAAAUGCUCCUUUAAAUGGUGAAGUUUCUGUUCAUUUCAGAGGUCCAUUAAUCUUGAAUAAAUUUGCCUUUUAUGUUUCUGAUAAUUUCACAAAUGGAGAUUCCCUGAGUGGCGCUUGGAAUAGAUUAUCAUAUUAUGAUGCUGAAAGUCAAACUUCUCAAAAUGUAACCUUUUUAAAUAAUGAAGGUGAAAAUUCAACUUGUCUUGGUGUUGGUUUAUCUUAUGCCAAUUCUGAUGCAAGCGCUGCUGCUCAAAGUUCAACUAUUUUAGCAGCCGAUUCUGAACUUGUUUCUAAUCAAGAAAUUUCCAUUUUUUCAAACAUUUCUUGUGGUUCAUCUGGUCUUGGUAAUGAUUGUGGGAUUUAUAGAUCAGAUAUUCCUGCUUAUCAUGGUUUCUUUGGAACCACCAAGAUGUUUUUAUUUGAUUUCCAAAUGCCAAAUGAAACUCUGGUUCCUGAUUGGACUGCCAAUUAUAAUAUGCCAGCUAUUUGGUUAUUAAAUGCCAAUAUUCCAAGAACGGCUCAAUACUCUUCUAAUGUCAAUUGUUCAUGUUGGAGAUCAGGAUGUGGCGAAUUUGAUAUCUUUGAAGUUAAAAAUAAUACCGCAUCUUUAGUUAAUCAAUUAUUUACUACUAUUCAUGAUUAUCAAGGUACUGAUGAUAUUGAAUCUGGUUUACAAGUGAAUGGUUAUAUCCCAAGAGAUACUGAAAAUUCAAUGGUUGGUGGUGUUAGUUUUGAUUCAAAUGGUAGUGCCUAUGUUUGGCUUUCAAAUUCAACUACUUUUGAUGAAGUUAUCUCAGCUUCAGAUUUCAUUGCUUGGACUGCCAAUGAUAAAGAAGUUACUGAUCAAUUAUCUUCAGUCCCUGUCGCAGGUGCAAGUUCAUCCAAGAAGAGUUCAGGCGCCAGUAUUAAUGAUGAUUCAUUCUACACCAGAUUAUUUAUCAGUUUAUUCAGUAUGUUCGUUUGGUUCACUUAG
Molecule: messenger RNA, 1212 nt
Organism: Scheffersomyces coipomensis
Lineage: Eukaryota; Fungi; Ascomycota; Pichiomycetes; Serinales; Debaryomycetaceae
Gene: PGA52
Product: Pga52p
Exons: 1
Coding region: 1-1212 (403 amino acids)
Cellular component (GO): fungal-type cell wall
Source: RefSeq, a predicted model, not a curated record